Egretta garzetta (little egret) is the source of this 1003-nucleotide messenger RNA. RefSeq names its product sterile alpha motif domain containing 13 (gene SAMD13). The record is from RefSeq and is a predicted model, not a curated record. The transcript is spliced from 4 exons. Gene Ontology annotation, molecular function: protein binding. NCBI's taxonomy places the organism in Eukaryota, Metazoa, Chordata, Aves, Pelecaniformes, Ardeidae. Bases 131 to 439 code for a protein of 102 amino acids.
UCUGCAUGUUCCGCGGAGCGGUGGAAAAAGCUGCGUGGUGAAAGUACUCCAGCAUGCUGCGAGGAGGGAAGCAAACUGGAUUUUCUCCUGUGUCCUUCUUGCUGAAGUAAAAGAAACCUCUGUCCUCCCCAUGCUAACUGUUGACAUGGAAAACAAGGAAAAUGGCUCUCUGGAUGUCAAAAAUUCAGUAGAGAACGGCAGACCUCCAGAUCCUGCUGACUGGGCUGUUAUCGAUGUUGUGAAUUACUUCAGAACAGCUGGAUUUGAAGAACAAGCCAAUGCUUUUCAAGAACAGGAAAUUGAUGGCAAAUCAUUACUGUUGAUGACAAGAAAUGAUGUACUGACUGGACUUUCAUUAAAACUGGGGCCUGCGCUGAAAAUCUAUGAAUAUCACGUAAAACCUCUACAGACACAACAUCUAAAGAACAACUCUUUAUAGCGAAUUGUCUAAUUGGGGUCGUGUUGUGCCUCAAACAAUAAAUAAGCAAUUUGGUUUCAUGUGAUGGAACUUUGUAAAGAGAGAAUAUAUCUAUUAAAGAAUUUAAACCAAAUUACAAUAUAUAUCCUAUUGGAUAGAGUUGGCAAUAUACUAUAUACUGAGUCUGAACUGAGAGAGGUGGUGUGUAUUUUUUACAUAGUACAUAAUGAUUUUCUCUUUUAGGAGUUGUCAAUGAGCAUGUUGAGAUAGCUACGUCACUGUAUCCAGAACAAAAGGGAGGUAUGUCAUUCUCAUUUUUGAGCCGGACUUGUUCUUGACUUCAUGAAUUAAAAUACCAAAAAAAAACCCCAAAACCCCAAAUAAAGUUUACAUGCAUCUUUGGGAGAGAGAAACCAAUUCAAGUAGGUUUUAGUUUACAUUAAAGACCUACUAAAAUUACUACUUAUAAUUUUAGGAUGGGACUGACGCUUGCCAACUCACCCUUUUUUGCAGAGGGUCCUAUUUUGACCUUAUUAAGGUUUACUUGUGGUAUGCUGCAAUGUUUAAAGCUGUACAUACAACUAA